Molecule: messenger RNA, 2061 nt
Organism: Saccostrea echinata
Lineage: Eukaryota; Metazoa; Mollusca; Bivalvia; Ostreida; Ostreidae
Exons: 12
Coding region: 1-1587 (528 amino acids)
Molecular function (GO): oxidoreductase activity, acting on the CH-NH2 group of donors, NAD or NADP as acceptor; iron-sulfur cluster binding
Source: RefSeq, a predicted model, not a curated record
AUGACGAGAGCAAUCAAGUUUCCAAACCCUUCAAAUGAACAAAAGAGAGGAUGGUUGUCCCUAAGAAUCAAAAUAGCAGGGGACUUUAAAAAAGUAGAAGGGGCUCUAGGUAUCCUCCCUACAGGGGUCAAGGAGAAUAACCGAGGAUUACAUCAUAAUAGGUGGAGAAAUUCUCGGCCCCGGGGUCUUAGAGACAAUCCUAAAAAUCUCCAAGGCUGUGCUUAUUCAUGUAUCAUACAGCUUUUAUUUGUGUUUUUCAGUUUUGUCGGCGUACAAGAGUACCAAGCAUCUGACAUUGAGAUCUACCAUUGUCCAAACUGUCAACUGACACAAGGACCUUUAGUGUUGAAGAAGAGAAGGAACUGGCACAGACAUGAUUACUCAGAGCAGGAGGAUUCUUGUAAGGGAGCCUGUGUAUUGGGCAUUAAUUCUCCAGCUGUCACCAUUAAGAACAUCGAGUGUGCCAUUAUUGACCACGCUUUUGAGAUGGGAUGGAUAAAACCAGAGAUUCCUCACACACACACCGGCAAAAAGAUUUCUGUGAUCGGGAGUGGACCAGCGGGAUUAGCGGCUGCUGCUCAACUGAACAAGGCCGGUCACACAGUGAUGGUGUACGAGAGGAAUGAUCGAGUCGGGGGUCUACUUAGAUACGGUAUCCCCACAAUGAAGCUCGGCAAAGAUGUUGUACAGAGACGAGUGGACCUGAUGACAGAGGAGGGAAUUACGUUUGUCUGUGGACAGGAAGUGGGUAAAGACCUGUCUGCCUGUAAAAUAAUGGAGGAGAGUGAUGCCAUGGUCCUAGCCCUGGGGGCCACCUACCCCCGAGAUCUACCUAUACCAGGCAGGAAUUUGAAUGGUAUUCACUUUGCCAUGAGUUUCCUUGAGACAUGGCAGAAAGUCCAGAGUGGAAAUGAGAUGGAUUACCUCAAACUAUACGCCAAGGACAAGGAUGUUGUCAUCAUAGGGGGUGGGGACACGGGCUGUGACUGUAUUGCUACCUCUCUCAGACAGGGAGCGAAGAGCAUAACAUCUUUUGAGAUUCUCCCUCCUCCCCCUCCCACAUGGGCCGCCAACAAUCCCUGGCCAACCUGGCCACGCGUCUUCAAGGUCGAUUACGGACACGAGGAGGUCAAAAUCAAGUUUGGGAAGGACCCCAGAAUCUUCAACAUCAAAAGCACGGAAUUUGUGGAUGACGGAAAAGGGAAUGUGAGUGGAAUCAAAACGAUUAAAGUGGAAUGGAAGAAAGACGAGGCCGGCAGAUGGAAUAUGUCUGAUGUACCAGGUUCUGAGGAGUUCAUCAAAUGUGACCUGGUUCUCCUGGCGAUGGGAUUCUUGGGGCCAGAGAAAAAGAUUUUGGAGGAGCUGAAGGCAAAGCUAGACCCCCGGGGAAAUCUGGAGACCCCUCGUAAUAAGUACUCCACAAGUAUCCCCAAUGUGUAUGCUGCUGGGGAUUGUAGGCGUGGCCAGUCACUAGUGGUGUGGGCAAUCUCUGAAGGUCGACAGGCGGCCCGUCAAGUUGACUUUGAUUUGAUGGGACCUACCAGUUUGGCGGGGCCCGGGGGAAUAGUGUAUCAGCCUGAGCAGUGAUUGACAGAGUGGGUGGAGUCAGGCUAGGACAACAGGGGAGAGAAUCUGUCAAAGGGAGGUCACUGUGUACUAGCAAAGGACAUAUCUAACAUGGGGGGAUUAUAACCAGUUGUGGGAAGUUUUCUUUGUCAAGAGCAGAACAAACAUUGUGUGAUAUAAAUAGAAAAAUAUUUAAGUUGUAGAUGUAAAACUUCGAUGUAAAGCAGGGAACUUUGUUCAUAUACAGAUAACAGGUGUGAAUCUCAUUUUAAUUGGAUUUUGAAUUUUGUCUUUAUCAGUGCUUGUAGAAAUGUUUGAAAGUGAUUGAUUCUUGUUAGACCUUAUGAAAAUGAUGUAUUAUUUGUCAAUAAUUAUAAAAUGAUGGAUGGGUUUACAGAAAUUAACUGAAAAAUUGUAAUGUUGUAAAGAGAAGUAGGUCAAAUACAACUUGUUGUCACAGCUCUAUUUAGUAUUAAUAUGUGUAGAAACAUUUUU